UACGAGUUAGAGUGGUUGAGGUUAUGUAUGGCUUCGUAUUAUUCCAUAGUAUUAUUGUUUUCGUAAAUAAUGGCUAACUUUACAACAGACGGGAAAAUCUGUAUUGAAAGAGAAAUUGAAGUAACAAAUAGUGAUGGAUACAUCGACGAUGUGGUGUCGCAGUUUGAUAUCAUUCCAACGUGCAAAUGGAUCGAGGACAACAAAUAUGAAAGGGUAUGUUUGCAGUUCCCAGACGAGUUGUUGGGUGUCAGCGUGAAGAUUUACGAGGAAAUAAAGAACAGAGUUGAUGUUGACUUGUACAUUCUCGGAGACACGUCAUAUGCAAGCUGCUGUGUAGACACGGUAGCAGCCAUGCAUGUGAAAGGCGAUGCCAUCAUCCACUACGGCCACAGCUGCUUCUCCAAGUGGAAUAUUCCGGUGUUCACGGUACUGCCUAAACAGAGUCUAAACGUGGAAGCUGCUUUGACAAUGCUGAAGGAAAACCCCAGCUUUGUUGAUGAGAAACUUUGCUUGUUUUAUGAUGCAGAGUUUUAUCAAUGUAAAGAAAACCUGACAAAAGCCUGGUUCACACACUACCCCAACCACUACAUAGCCGACAUUUCUAUAGAAGAGCAGGACCACAGGUUUCUGGGCAGAGUGGUCCGGGACGCGAGUGGCCAGGCGCAUGCUAGUGAAGUCCUCAAGGACUGUGUCUGCAUCUAUUUGGGCUCGAAAGGACAAACAUUGUUUAAUUAUACUAUAUCUGUUGCAGCAAAAGAAUGGUAUCUCCUAGACCCCGGCAUAACCCUGUCCCGUAUGGACGAAACCUCCUGGUUCAAGCGCCGUCGCUUCCUCGUGGAGAAGUGUAAGGACGCCACAGUGAUCGGCAUCCUGGUGUGCCAGCUCGGAGCCAACACCAAGGACAUCAUCUCGAGGCUAAAGCAGCUGUGCAAAGUUAAUGGGAAGAAGAGUUACAUCGUGUCUGUUGGCAAGCCCAAUGUUGCUAAGUUGGCUAAUUUUCCUGAGAUUGACAUCUACGUAAUGGUAGCCUGCCCUGAAAACGAUCUCUACAGCAACCGCGACUUCUACAAACCCAUAGUGUACCCGUUUGAGCUGGAAGUUGCUCUCAACUCCAACAGAGAGCCUUAUUUCACCACCCACGUCACCGAUUACGGAGACCUACUCCCUGGUAGAAAAUACUACUGUGAUAUUGACCAUGUGAAAGAAUUGACAGAUGUAAGUCUAAUAACAGGAAAAAUCAGAGAGACUAAACUGAACCAUGAUGGAAACGGCAUGGAAUUAGAAGCAAAAACCAACUGGGCAUUAGAGAACAUUGGGCAGAAUUUACAAGAGCGCUCCUGGCAGGGACUGGAGCAGAAACUGGGCGAGACUGAAGUGAAACUAGCGGAGCAGGGAAGGAAGGGCAUACCGUUGCAGUACAGCAAUGAGCCGGAGUGAUUUUUAAUUGAUAUAUUUUUAUUAUUUACAGUACAAAGGGUUUUAGUCUAUGACGUUGUAAUAAAUAAUGAAAGAAAUUA
Molecule: messenger RNA, 1517 nt
Organism: Leguminivora glycinivorella
Lineage: Eukaryota; Metazoa; Arthropoda; Insecta; Lepidoptera; Tortricidae
Gene: Dph2
Product: 2-(3-amino-3-carboxypropyl)histidine synthase subunit 2
Exons: 6
Coding region: 70-1437 (455 amino acids)
Biological process (GO): protein histidyl modification to diphthamide
Molecular function (GO): 2-(3-amino-3-carboxypropyl)histidine synthase activity
Source: RefSeq, a predicted model, not a curated record